AGGAGCUGGGCCCAGGGAGCAUGGUUUCCUUAGCCUGCAGUAGGAAGCAGAAGUGUGGCUCAGCACAAACAAGGGAAUGUAAGAUUUACCAGCCUCUCCUCUCUUGCCAAACUCAAGGGCAAGCCAGUGGGUACAGAAGAGGUUGAUCGGGUCCCAAGACCUCAGACUUCAAGGGACAAGCAGGACAGAGAAGGGCAAAGGCAGGCACCUGGGCAGCCACUGGCAGACAGGUUUCAGGAUGGCACUCUCCAUCCUGUCCCUCUGGCUGCUCCUGGCUGGGCUUGUCCCCUGUUCCUGCGACCCAGAGACACCACCAACACCAGAGACUUCAAACAUGUCACAAAUACCAGUGACCCAAGGAGCACCCCUAUUCUUCAACAAUCAAAAAUUUGCCUUGAGCCUGUACAAGCAGCUACCACAGCCCAAACGAGGCAAGAACUUAAUCUUUUCUCCACUCGGCAUCAUUGUGCCUCUUGUGCUGCUGGCCUUCCAGGAUAAGCCAAAAGCCCGACACCAGGUUCUGCAGGAUCUAGGGUUCACAGUCACAGGAGCCUUGGAUACUAAAGCAGCCAGUGAGUAUGGGAAGCUGCUGAGUAACCUGCUACAUACUAAGAACUGCGGGAUCUACACCGGAAGUUUGCUCUUUAUAGACAAGACUCUAAAGCCAGCAAAGACUUUUGUCAAACUAGCCAACAGCUCCUACAACAGCAAUGUCGUCCUCAUCUCUUUUGGGAACUACGGGUCGGCCCAAAAGCAGAUAGACUUGGCCAUUCGUGCCAAGACCCACAGCAAAAUUACAAAGCUGCCGAGAAUUCUGAAGCCACCAACUAACUUGUUUCUGGCCAAUUAUAAUUUCUUUAAAGGGAAGUGGAAAUACCCCUUUAACCGGAAGCACACAAGGAUGAGGUACUUCUGGUUAGAAGAUGGAACCAAAACCCUGGUACCAAUGAUGCAGAGAGUAGGCUGGUUCCAGCUGCAGUAUUUCUCCCAGAUGCACAGCUAUGUCCUCCAGCUGCCGUUCACCUGCAGUAUCUCAGGCAUCUUCAUUCUCCCCGAUGAUGGAAAAUUUGAGGAAAGUGAGAAGGCACUGUUGGAGCAGAGUUUUGAAACAUGGAUUCAGUCCUUUCCCACGAGUAAGAGGUGGCUGUUUUUCCCCAAAUUCUCCCUACCUAUUGCUCUUCACCUGGAAAAGCUCAAGCACGUUAACAGUAACAUUAAACUGUUCGACGAUCACAUGGACCUCUCAAGAAUCACUCUGCAAAAGGCACCGUUGACAGUCAGCACGGCACUACACAGAGUGGAGCUGACCAUGAAUGAGGACGGAGAGGAAAAGGAUGAGUCCCAGCCCGAACCAGACCUUGCCACUCUCCACUUCAAUAGAUCCUUCCUCCUACUAAUCCUGGAUGAACCCAGCAACAGCAUUCUCUUCAUGGGCAAAGUGGUGAAUCCCACUAGAAUCAACAUGGACGCUCUACAAUUUCCCUAAAUUCUGAUUUUUUCCCCUCUUUACCUGAGAUGUAGCAGAGUCAUAUUCCUUUGACGUUUGGCUUAAUAAAACAGCAAAUGAGAA
Molecule: messenger RNA, 1570 nt
Organism: Rattus rattus (black rat)
Lineage: Eukaryota; Metazoa; Chordata; Mammalia; Rodentia; Muridae
Product: alpha-1-antiproteinase-like
Exons: 5
Coding region: 239-1486 (415 amino acids)
Biological process (GO): negative regulation of endopeptidase activity
Molecular function (GO): serine-type endopeptidase inhibitor activity
Source: RefSeq, a predicted model, not a curated record